This is a messenger RNA of Bombyx mandarina (wild silkworm), 1510 nucleotides long. RefSeq lists its product as uncharacterized. Lineage: Eukaryota; Metazoa; Arthropoda; Insecta; Lepidoptera; Bombycidae. The record is from RefSeq and is a predicted model, not a curated record.
CCAGUAAAAGCUUGCGCUACCUUAUUGAUGUCACAAAUAAAAAUAUUAGGGCAUUAAAAACUUUAAAGCAGCCAACUGAACAUUGGGACACAUUAAUCAUCUUUAUGAUCUCACAGAAACUAGACAGCAGCACAAGCCGAUACUGGGAGGAGCAUCGUAACAAACUUUCAGAGCCCCCUACUUUAAAUCAAUUAAUUUUUUUUAUUGAAAAUCAAAUUAACCUACUUGAAAAAAUAGAAGAAAACAGGAAAAUCAACCUUAAAUCUAAAGAAACAAAUAACAAUAAUUACAAUAACAAAUCUACAAAUUACAUCAUACAAUCUAAUAGCAAUCAAAUUCAAUCAAAUCAUUCGAAAUGUUCAUUAUGUAAUGAAAAUCACUUGCUUUACACCUGUGAAACAUUCAGGAGCUUACCUACUGAGGUGCGCAUUGAAAAGGCAAAGAAUUUAAAAGUUUGUAUGAAUUGCUUACGCUUAGGUCAUACUGACAGAACGUGCAAGCUAUCCCAUUGCAAGUACUGCAAAGCACGACACAAUACCCUUUUACAUUCAGAGCUUGAGCGUAGCGCAGCGUCAAACCCCAUGCCAGGCGCUGAUAAUGUUGCUUUUUCAGCCAAUUUUGAACACAGUAAUACAGCUUCUUUUAUAUUGCUUUCCACAGCUAUGGUGAGAGUGCGUGGUGCCGAUGGCACUAAGCACCCCGCCCGAGUUUUGCUGGACAACGGUAGUACCGCCAACUUUGUCACAGACGCCUUUUCAUCCAAGCUUGGGCUGUCACGACACGGUACUAGCUCCACUACAAUCACAGGUAUAAACAAUCAGACCUCUUAUAGUACACAGUCUUGUAAUCUCACGCUCGAGUCCUAUUACGGUAACUAUACAGUCGACUUAGGUUGUCUAAUAUUGCCUGAGGUAACAAAAGUAUUGCCUUCGCGUUUCAUACCUAGAACUCAUGUCCCUCUGCCUUCGGGUCUACAUCUAGCUGACCCUACAUUCAACAUUCCGUCAGUCGUAGACAUACUUGUAGGGGCUGAAAUCUUUUGGCAAGUAUUAUUACAUAAUACCAUCGAUUUAGGUAAGAAUCAACCUACACUUCACGAAACGAAAUUAGGUUGGAUUGUUUCAGGUCUUGUGGCUUAUUCUCCACGCCUUCAAUCUCAAUCUCACUUCUGUAGUCUUAUCAAAAACGACGUCAAUUUUAAUAUAGAACGUUUUUGGGAACUCGAUUCAGUUCCAUUAAAACACUCACUCACAAAUGAAGAAAAUGCAUGUGAGCAACAUUUUCUUCAUAAUACUUAUAGAAACGACGAUGGCCGCUUUGUAGUUUCUAUUCCAUUAAAAAGGGAUCCUCAAAUAUUAGGAGACUCUCUUCAAAUGGCUAUAAGUCGAUUUUUAUCCUUAGAGCGACGCUUUCAGAGCUCCUAUUAAGCCCACCACAAUACCGCGACUUGAGCUUUGCGGAGCGUUAGCAGCUACAAGACUGUGUACCAAAGUUCGUGACUCUCUAACCA